AUAAAUGAAUGUGCUGCAGGUGGAGCUGCAAACCUUAGCCCUUCGUGCUGUAUGUACUGAUUAUAUUAUGUUAUUUUUAAACAGCGGUUCACGUAAUUAGACUUUUGGGACGAGCUGGAGUAUGGAGUGAUACAGCAGAUCAUUAUUAAUGCUGAAUAAAUCACAUUGAUAUUUCUGAUUUGUCCCGUCUGUGAAAUCCAGGCUGCAGUCUCAAUUUAAUUAUAAGUAACAUUAGCCUCGUCACAGUUGGAGUGGAGCAGUAGAUUAUCACAAUGGGACUGUUGUCUGACCCCAACCGCAGAAAGGCCCUGAUCAAUCUCUUGACCCGCCUCAACACGCCCAUAUGUAUGGUGUGCUACAUAGCGGCCAUUAUUUGGUUCAUGGGUCUGGCAUUUGAGCCCUUCACACUAAGGACAUACAUGUCAGAAAACGCCAUGGGUUCUACUAUGGUAGAGGAACGGUUCCCCGCCGGUGAAAGAGCCCUGUCCACCGCCAGGGAGUUUGAUGCACACAAACGAAAGGCUGAUGGUAUGCCAGUGGAUUGGUUAGUUAAGACGAUGCAGGCUAGAGGACUUGAAGUGUUUACUCAAAGUUUUUCCCGCCUUCUGCCCUUCCCAGAUGAGAAUAAAGAGCGCUAUAUGGUUCGAGGCACAAAUGUGUAUGGGAUCUUGCGUGCUCCCCGAGCUCCGAGGACAGAGGCGCUGGUAAUCAGUGCGCCCUGUAGUCCCGGCAACAGCAAUAACCAGGCGGUCGGUCUUCUUCUAGGUCUUGCACAGUAUUUCAGAAAUCAGGUUUACUGGGCCAAAGACAUCAUAUUCUUAGUAAAUGAACAUGAUCUGAUUGGCAUGCAGGCGUGGCUGGAGGGCUACCAUCAUACGAACAUCACGGGAAUGGAGUACUCACCACUGCAGGGUCGGGCGGGAUCGAUUCAAGCUGCGCUCUCAUUGGAGCUUAGCAGUGAUGUCAUCACCAGCCUGGACUUGAUUUUAGAAGGGCUCAAUGGUCAGCUCCCUAACCUGGACCUGGCCAACCUCUUCCAUGCCUUCUGCCAGAAGUUAAGUGUUAUGUGCACCAUUCAAGGAAAGCUCCAGAGGAACGAUUGGGACACGACGGAGGGCUACACCCAUGCAGCUCAGACCAUGAUGCUGAUGGUGUUGAAACAGGCAAGCGGACGCGCGUGGGGUGAUCACGGCCUCUUUCUUCGCUAUCACAUUGAAGCCGCUUCUAUACGAGGCAUCAACAGUUUUAGACACUAUAAGACAGACGUCACCACCAUUGGCCGGUUGCUGGAGGGAAUGAUCCGAAAGCUGAACAAUCUUCUGGAACGUCUUCAUCAGUCAUAUUUCUUUUAUCUCAUGCCUUCUCUCUCACGUUUCGUCUCCAUCGGCUACUAUAUGCCAGCGUUUGGCCUCCUGGCUGUCAUCUUACUGCUGCGAGCGCUGGAUCUCUGGGUUCAUCUGGGUACCGCUGACCCGGCAGAGGUAGAUGGAGUUGGUGAGGUGGAACGGUCAUCCAGUCCCGGGGUUUUGUCGCUGUUGACUCCAGUGGUUAUCAGUCACCUGACAGGUGUGGCGCUCUAUCUGCUUCCUGUUCAGCUGCAAGAAAUGGCCGUGGAGCAUUUCCCCGUCUCUGAAACUGAAGCUGUGGUGCUCAAUGCCAUCGCCAUCUAUACCGCAGGACUUGCGCUGCCACACAACACGCAACGGUUGUUAUCCGGAGAGGGCACAGAGCAGGGCUGGAGGGUGCUGAAACUGAUCGCUUUGCUGUAUCUGGCCGUGCUUUUGGGCUGCACGGCGCUCAUCAACUUUUCUCUGGGCUUCAUCUUGGCCGUCACGCUGGUGCCAAUCGCAGCCUGCAUCACACCACACAUGCCAAAAGCUUUAAGCGCACUGGCCGUGAUACUGCUCAGUCCUGGCUUCACAAUCCUCUACUGUGUCUUUCUCUACCAAGAGCUCAUAGAAGCGCCUGUCAACAUGAGCGAGGGCUGGAUGCUCUACCUGUCGGUCAUCUCUCAGGGCAUUCUUGAUCACACUCUCUACGGAUCGCUCGUCUACCCACUGUUAGCCCUUUUCAUUUACCCUUGUUGGCUGAUGUUCUGGAAUAUUCUUUUCUGGAAGUAACCACAUCCACAUGUCCGUCCAAGCUGGCGAGGGUCAGCUGGUCUUGAAACUCAUCCUACUGUGUGCCAACCAUGAAGAUUUAUUGUUCAGACAUGGACAUUAUCUGCAUUCAGAGGUUGGCAGAAACAAGGAGAGGGAUCUCAGGUCUAAUGCAAGUCCAAAUAAAAGGAGUUUGUAGGUGAAUGUUUGCUCUGUAUGUCAGAAUGGAUGGGCAGUUUGUUCAGGGGUUCGGUUGGUACAGUUUGAACAGAUAUUUAAUGUAUUAGGCAUACAUAGGUUUAUGCGAAUGAUAGUAUGCCUAAUAAAGCAGAAAUGUAAACAAUUGGAUUUGAAAAAUAAAUAAAGUUUGAUCAUAUGUUCUUCUGUGCGGUAGGUAAUAUUUCUCGUGUAACUUAUGCAUCAUCUAAAAAAUGUUUGAGAUUGUUUUAAUUCAACCUUGACCACAACCAUUCUCUCCUGUGCAUUACAUCUUUCUUUUAUUGAAUUAAUAACAUGUUUAUGUCAUGCAAGUUUGUCUUUAUAUACAUCAUAAUAAUAAAUGAUGCAGUUUUUGGUCCUCCUG
Messenger RNA from Misgurnus anguillicaudatus (oriental weatherfish), 2682 nucleotides. RefSeq names its product glycosylphosphatidylinositol anchor attachment 1 (gene gpaa1). Gene Ontology annotation, cellular component: membrane; GPI-anchor transamidase complex. The record is from RefSeq and is a predicted model, not a curated record. Gene Ontology annotation, biological process: attachment of GPI anchor to protein. NCBI's taxonomy places the organism in Eukaryota, Metazoa, Chordata, Actinopteri, Cypriniformes, Cobitidae.